GACGACGGAGUGAAAAAGAUAUCAAGCCCUCAGUCAUUUGGCCAUUGAGGCAGGAGGUGCUGUUUCGUUUGUGUUCGUCGGAGGACAUGAUGCUUUUAUUUUCCCGUCGAGUCCAGUUUAAGUAGCGGGCCUAGUUCCAAUUGUCCCGGCAAUGUGUGUUUAAGAGCAAUUAAAAUGACAUGACGAGACUGUUCAUCUUACAGGUUCUGCUGUUUUUUGAGUCGUCUCUUUGGGCGAAAGGAGAUGAUGCCUCGGAGGAACCUUCACACGACCGAAUCAUUUUGCACAUCCCGAUUCCGAUCACAACAUUGAAACACACCCACGCUGUAUUCAAAAUAACAGAGAAUGGAGGCAAGAAAACGCACGGUCUCGAACUUUAUCAGCCGAAACAGCAGCAUCUCUACACUCACCAUCACAAAGGUAGCGGGAAUCGAGAUCACAAGCGCGGCUCACGGAAAGGCUCCAAGCAGGAUUCAACCACCUCCAAAAAUAGCGCAAAACACGCGAAAAAAGAAAAUCACUCUCAAGACAAAGCUGCCGAGGAAUUUUUCCAUUAUUUGAACACUCGCUUCGACGAGGCACCCGAAAAACAACUUCCGAGAGAUCGGAAUGAAGAACUCUUCAACCGCUAUUUCCGAACGAACGCCAAGUCCAAUCAGGAUACGAAGGUAUCCAGCAAAACCAAUCACAAAACCCCGAGAAAACCCACAAAACACGAUCAUCAUUCAAGCAGUCGUCCUGGACGCAGCCGUCAUUCGAAUCACUACCGUAGUAAACCAGAACAGGGCCGCAGCAAAAAGGCACACAAAUCACACAGCUCCACUUCAAAUCGCAACAAAAACAGCUAUCGAGGAAGGAUUCAUAAAUAUCCUGAAAAAUACAGUGAUGAUCACAACAUUUUUGAUCAUGAUCAUGGUCCUGAUGACAGCCACGAAUCCGACGAAAAGGUUCGUCUGGCAGAAAAUGAUAACCAUGACUUUGAUUUUCAAUCCGAGGAUGACAGUUUCAAUUUGGAACCGGUUGAUGGUGAAAAACCGCGAGUUACCAUAAAAACGAUUUUACCGAAACUUCAACCGAAUUGGGCAGAUGAGGGUUUGAUAUCACCUUUCGCGUUGAAUGAUGUUUUGUUCAAGGACAAAAAGUACAACAAGAAAGUAUUCAAGGAACUUGGAUGGUACCCAUUGUUCCUGCCGUAUGAGGUGCAAGAGGAUCAGGAGAAGAAAAAAUAACACACGAGUUUGUCUAAUCCGCAAUGGCACUAAGAUUCAUUUUUCAAAAUUUAAUGAGUUACGGUCGUUGUGCCCUAUUUUUUUCUCGUUCUGAAAGCUUUCGCUCUUGUAUCUCAUCAUAUUAUGUUUUGAGUGUUCCAUUAAUCGCAAGAAUCUUUUCAACUUUAUUCAUACAAAAAGCUUGGUAAUAACUUUUGGGUAACCAUACUGAAACGUAUUGUGCCAGCUAAACAUCUUUUUGUUCUAUUGUGUAUUAAAAUAUAUCCCAAACCUUUGUUUCAAUAAAGAAAAGGUAUAGUUGUU
Molecule: messenger RNA, 1532 nt
Organism: Bemisia tabaci
Lineage: Eukaryota; Metazoa; Arthropoda; Insecta; Hemiptera; Aleyrodidae
Source: RefSeq, a predicted model, not a curated record